This is a messenger RNA of Ahaetulla prasina, 6539 nucleotides long. RefSeq names its product purinergic receptor P2Y1 (gene P2RY1). Bases 668 to 1771 code for a protein of 367 amino acids. NCBI's taxonomy places the organism in Eukaryota, Metazoa, Chordata, Lepidosauria, Squamata, Colubridae. The record is from RefSeq and is a predicted model, not a curated record. Gene Ontology annotation, cellular component: plasma membrane. Gene Ontology annotation, biological process: relaxation of muscle; phospholipase C-activating G protein-coupled receptor signaling pathway; platelet activation. Gene Ontology annotation, molecular function: A1 adenosine receptor binding; G protein-coupled ADP receptor activity; ATP binding. The transcript has 4 exons.
CUUGCGCUCCCUCUCGCGGCUCGCCUGCACUUCCUCGCCCGCCUGCCUGCCUGCCGGAGCAGCGCGCGUCAGCAGCACGCUCUUCGCCCGCCUCGCCAGUGGGGGAAUGUGGCGGCGAUCGCCUGGAGGAGACCAAAGCUCGGGGCUCUGACGGGCACAUGCUUGGCGCCGCCGGCUCCCUUCCGCUUCUCCCGCCUCGCCCGGGAGCUGCGAAGAAGGAACCGCGGCAUGAAGGAGAAAGAGGCGACGGCGGGCGCGGUGGCGGCACCACCACCACCACCAACAGCCGCGUUAAGAGCGGCUGCAAGAAACCGCGUUGCCCGCUCUGGCCAAGCGUGUUGAGGCGUUCCAGUAGGUAAGUCCUGUUAACCGCGGAGGAAACUUUCCGGCUCGGAGGAAGAAAAAAAAAAGAAAGAAAGAAAGAAAGAAAGAAAGAAAGAAAGAAAGAAAGAAAGAAAAGGGAACGGCGGGAGCGCAUCUUUCCCAAAGCCCUUGAAAACGCCGCCUAAAGAAUUUGCCCGAGCCAAGAAAUCUACGGCUUGGUUUUCUCUGCCGCGGCGUCUGUCGUUUUGUGUGUUGUGUGUGAGCCUCGGAGAGUUCGUCUGACAAAGGACACUUGCUGAUUCUAGAUCUUGAAAGCCACUGAUGUGAAUUCAUUGGUGUCACCAUGACUGAAGCCCUCAUUUCGGUUGUCCUGAAUUUGACUGAAACCCAUGCACUGGCUAACAAUGUGACCAGCAAUGCCACUAACAAGUGUUCCUUGACCAAAACCGGUUUUCAGUUCUAUUACUUGCCGGCUGUCUACAUCGUAGUCUUCAUCACUGGAUUCCUAGGCAACAGCGUGGCCAUCUGGAUGUUUGUCUUCCACAUGAGGCCAUGGAGUGGCAUCUCAGUUUACAUGUUCAACUUGGCCCUAGCAGACUUCUUGUACGUCCUGACGCUCCCUGUCCUAAUAUUCUACUACUUCAAUCAAACGGACUGGAUCUUUGGAGACUUCAUGUGCAAGCUGCAGAGAUUUAUCUUUCAUGUCAAUCUAUAUGGAAGCAUCUUAUUCCUCACAUGCAUCAGUGUGCACAGAUACACUGGUGUGGUGCAUCCUUUGAAAUCACUGGGGAGACUGAAAAAAAAGAAUGCUGUUUACAUCAGCGCCCUGGUCUGGUUUAUCGUGGUGGUGGGAAUCUCUCCCAUCUUUUUUUAUUCUGGGACUGAAGUAAGGAAAGUCAAAACCAUGGCGUGCUAUGACACAACAGUAGACAAUUACCUGCGUAGCUACUUUAUUUACAGCAUGUGCACCACUGUCUUCUUGUUUUGCAUCCCAUUCAUUCUGAUCCUCGGUUGCUAUGGAUUAAUCGUGAAAGCACUGAUUUACAAAGAUUUAGACAAUUCCCCGCUUAGGAGGAAAUCAAUUUACUUGGUUAUUAUAGUGUUGGCAGUAUUUGCUGUGUCUUAUCUUCCUUUCCACGUGAUGAAAAACUUGAAUCUACGCGCUCGGCUGGAUUUUCAGACUCCGGAAAUGUGUGCGUUUAACAACAGGGUUUAUGCUACCUACCAAGUAACUCGAGGGCUAGCGAGUCUCAACAGCUGCGUGGAUCCUAUUUUAUAUUUUUUGGCUGGAGAUACUUUUCGGAGAAAGCUCUCCAGGGCAACUCGGAAAGCCUCAAGACGGAGUGAGCUCAAUGUGCAAUCCAAAAAGUCAAGUCAUCAGAGGCUCUCCACUGUUUUUUCAUACAGCAAGAGGUCAGAGAUGACAAAGCCAGAUUCAAGAAGAUAAUAGCUGGACAUUUCAGUUAGAUAUUAUCAUUGGAGGAAUAUUUCACUCUCUGGAAAAUUUUACCAGCUUUUGAAUGCCCACUCUUCAUAAACCAGAGUUCAUGGCACAGAGAAUUGCUGGGAUUAUGACAUACUUUUCAGUAAAUGUUGAAAACAAAAUUGUAUUAUUUUUGGUUGUUUAUGUAACCAGUAGAGGCUAUUUAUAAUGUGCCUGUCCUUAAGUGAGAGCUCACAUUCUUAUUACUACAUAGCAGCAAAAACAAAAAGAAAAAAAAGAAUGCUGGGUGAAAUAAGCAUAUCUAGAGAAUAGAAUAGAAUAGAAUAGAAUAGAAUAGAAUAGAAUAGAAUAGAAUAGAAUAGAAUAGAAUAGAAUAGAAUUCUUUAUUGGCCAAGUGUGAUUGGACACACAAGGAAUUUGUCUUGGUGCAUACACUCUCAGUGUACAUAAGAGAAAAGAUACAUUCAUCAAGAAUCAUAAGGUACAGCACUUAAUAACAAAUAAGUAAUCAAAUCAUAUCAGGAAACAGUCAGUAUACAGUAAAUCAUAAGAAUACCAGCAACAAGGUUACAGUCAUACAGUCAUAAGUGAGAGGAAAUGGGUAAUAGGAACGAUGAGAAGAUUAAUAGUAAUGCCGACUUAGUAAAUAGUUUGACAGUGUUCAGGGAAUUACCUGUUUAGCAGAAUGAUAGGGUUCGAGAAAAAACUGUUCUUUUGUCUAGUUGUUCUGGUGUGCAGUGUUCUACAGAGUCUGUAGAGUGAUGGAUACAUUCCAAAGCACCACAAAAUUCCCAUUUGAUAAAUACAAUUUUUAAAUUUAAAGCACUUAUUUAACACAGAGGGCAUUAAAAGUUGACAUUCAAUGUUACUAUUACACAGAAAAUGGAUUUGGACCGCACUCUCUUAGCCAAAUUAUUUAAAAAUAAUUUGCUGCAUUUAUACAACAUUCUAAACUUGUUUAGUUUUAAACUUGGUUAGAGUUUUGAUUUGGGUUAAACUUGUCUCUUAGUUUAUAUUACAAUUUGUUGCACAAACCUGGAAAAAUAGGUUACAUCAACUACUAGAUUAAAUAUUUUGGCUAAGCCUUGGCCAUAAUGUCUGUGCAAAACACAAUCCACAGAUAUUUUUAGGAAAUAAAUAAACACAAUGGCACUCAGAAAUAUCACAGUGGAGAACCAGAUAAUAAAGUUUACCACAAUGGCAGGCAAAAUGUUUCUUGUUGAGAUACAAUUUCCUUGAAGGAAGUCUGAGGAAUGGCUGCCUUCCAAUGGUACGUGGAGCUGAAACACGAUAUAAAUGUGGCCAUUGCCAGGAGUGCUAGGAAGGCUCAGUCUCCUUUUCUGAAUGUUCUUUCUUGGGUAAUUCCUUUUCUUUUUAUGACACCUCAUUGUCUACUUUUCUCUUAUUCCUAGCCAGCUGUUAGAAAAGGGGCAUAUGCAGUGGUGGGAUUACUACUGGUUCUGUUGAUGUGGCUUGGUGGGCGUGGCAUGGCUUGGUGGCCAUGGCAGGGAUAGGAUACUGUAAACUCUCCAUUUCCACCCCACUCCAGGGGAAGGAUACUGUAAAAUCUCCAUUCCCUCCACACUCCACUAACCUGCUUUCCAGGGCAACAAAAGAAGACCCAGAUGAUCAACUGGAACACGAUCAGCUGGGACUCAGGAGGCAGUGAAUAGAUGGGGGCAGGGCCAGUCAGAUGUGGUAUUUGCCAGUUUUCCGAACUACUGAAAAUUUCCACUACCUGUUCUCCAGAACUGAUCAGAACCAGCUGAAUGCCACCUCUGGACAUAUUGCUUUGUCAUGUGUACAUAUCUUGCUUGCAAGGGAAGCUGAAGGCAGUGUUAAUUUGAGGGCCCCUUGGCACGAGAGUGACAGAUUGAUCACUUCUCCCCAGAAACCUGGUAAUGGGAAAGACCUUUAAUGUUGCCUUCUCUUGCUCCAGAAGAUGCUACUUCUGGGAUAUAGAGGAAGGAUCUAUAUACGUUUAGUACUAUAGAUUAUUUUCACUCAUAUUGUGCCAUUUUCAACACUGAAACAGAUGUUGUUUAGUUUUAGUCAGAUGAAUGGGAACAGAUGGACUUUUAUGCUAUUUUCAGAAUUUUAAAACUUUUGAGAGUUGAUUUGGGCCUAUUGUGAUGUGUGGGAAACAAAAAUAUGGCAAAAGAAAGUGUGGAUCAGAACCUCAUAUAGAAUCACAAGUUUAGAAAAGAAAUAAUUUGUAUCCUUGACUGGCACCCUUAAAAUAAAUAUAUAUAUAAAAACAUAAAAACAGACCCCACCACCUACCUAGAAAAAACCACUAGAUCCAAAAUAAAAACCUCCCCCAUCAGCGAAGAAAUCCAACAAAGAAUCAUUCCCAGAGAGAAAUCAUCCAGAUGCCCUAAGCUCUAUGGUCUCCCCAAGAUACACAAAGAAGGAACCCCACUCAGACCCAUAGUCAGCUCCAUAGGCUCACCUCUACAAAACCUAGCCAAAUUUCUCGCCAAACAACUACAGCCCUAUGCAGAAUCCAUCGCCUCACACGUAAAAAACUCAUUCCAGUUCAUAGAGAUCAUAAAGAAACAAAACUUACAGCCCAGUGACCUACUUGUGAGCUUUGAUGUCAUAUCUCUCUUCACCCAAGUGCCAAUCAAAGAAGCAUUGACAGCUAUCCAAAACAAAUAUAACCCCCCCAAGCACAUCCUAGAUCUGACCAACCACUGCCUAUCCAACACAUACUUCAUCUAUAACGGACAAAAAUACAAACAAAUAGAAGGCGCACCCAUGGGAUCACCCCUCUCACCUGUCAUUGCCAACCUCUACAUGGAACACUUUGAAACCCAAGCUCUAGAAAAAUCUGAUCACAAACCCAAACUCUGGCUCAGAUACGUAGACGACACCUUCAUAAUCUGGCCACACGGGAAAGAAAAACUUGACAACUUCCUCACACACCUCAAUAGCCUACACCCCAAAAUACAGUUCACCAUGGAAACAGAAGUUAACAACCAACUUCCCUUCCUAGAUGUCUUAGUCUACAGGAAACCCAAUGGCUCCCUAGGACACACCAUCUACCAGAAGAAAACACACACAAACCGGUAUCUGCACGCACUCUCACACCACCACCCAGCACAGAUCAACUCCGUAGUCAAGACACUCAUCUCCAGAACAAAACGCUUAGCUGAUGAACAACACCUAAAAACCAAACUAUACACUCUCACUAACGUACUAACAUCCAAUGGAUUCAAGAAACUAAUCCAAAAAGAACCCCCCACUAAAAUCCAAGACAGAGAACAAGAAAACGGCACAGCCCUCCUCCCAUAUAUAAAAGGCAUCACAGACAGAAUCAGCAAGAUCCUCCACAAACACAACAUCAAGACAGCAUUCUGCACAAACCAAAAAAUAUCCACCAUCCUAAGAAACCUCAAAGACAAAACUGAGUUAGAAAAUCAAGGAGUAUAUGAAAUCCCAUGCACCGCCUGCCCCACCACAUACAUUGGACAAACCAACAGAAGAAUAAGUGCACGCAUUGAAAAACACAAGAACUCAGUCAAAAAAGAGGAGCCAACUUCUUCCCUGGUCCAACACCUUAAAGCCACAGGACACGAUAUUGACUUUAAAAAGACCAGAACUAUCGCCAAAACUGAACACUUUAACAACAGAAUAAUCAGAGAAGCCAUCAAGAUAGAAAAACGCCCACAUAGCAUGAACAAAUGAGAUGAUACCUCCCGCCUACCAGCCAUUUGGAAACCCGCCCUUAUUAACAAACGAGUCCCUAACACGAGGAAUGACACCAGACCCACACUCACCAGGUCCACACAGGAUGUCACCACCGCACAUCCACCCAGAAAGCAGACCCAAACCCACACUGAUCAUGAAGCACGACCAAGGACCAGAAGCCAGACCGCAGCUGCAACAUUAGCCAUUUCAAACCCUCCAAUCCAUACAUGCAGCAGACUGACACCCACUAUGAAGAUGUAGCACGACCACGAACAUGAAGCCAAACAACAGCAAUUCAGCUCACCAGCUCAAAUCCCCCUGCAACUCAGACUAAUCUGAGCACAACCAAGGCUCCACCCAAACAGGACACACCCCCAGCCAAUCAGAGCACAAAAAAACCCAUCCAAGCAGAGCACAGCCAAGCUCCCACCCAAUCAGUUCAAACCCCCACUAGCAGUUAAAAAGGAAGAAACAGCUGCAAUCACACAUUGCUCCCAGAAGCACGAAGCUGAAGCCUGAAGAUGACGAAUGAGACUUUGUCGAAACGUCGCCAAGACACUUCCAAUUUUAUGCGGGAGAAAACCCGAAUAACCAAAGACCUACAUAUAUAUAUAUAUAUAUAUAUAUAUGUAAUUAUUUUAUAUGCAAAAGACAAAAGAGAGAACAAGAAAAUCUCUAAGUCACAUAUCCUAACAAGUGUUUCAUGUAUUUUCAUGUAUGUAUGUCAUGUCAUUCAAUUAAAUUAUUGAUGUUUGUCAGUUUGCUUAUCACUAUCAAAAAUAUGAACAAUAUAUAUAUAUAUAUAUAAACUAUUAUAUGAGUCCAAAUUUCAGAAGAGUUUACCAUCUUAGGAGUAAAAUGUUAGUUCAGAUUUAGAAAUGACUCUUUAACUAUUAGUUUGUGUUUUCUUGUUAUGUCACUUCAAAUAAAACUGAAUCAUUUUUUUUAACCAGAUCCAACUAAAAGACAUACUUUUCCUUUUAUAGGCUACUGGAUCAGACAAAUGAAAUGCAAACAUUCACAAACUGCCAAUAAUGUGAUUAUGUAGUUAUAUUGCUGGUUGGAAAGAUUUUUUUCA